This is a messenger RNA of Zophobas morio, 1769 nucleotides long. Its product is annotated as fibrinogen-like protein 1. NCBI's taxonomy places the organism in Eukaryota, Metazoa, Arthropoda, Insecta, Coleoptera, Tenebrionidae. The transcript is spliced from 5 exons. Bases 82 to 1305 code for a protein of 407 amino acids. The record is from RefSeq and is a predicted model, not a curated record.
GUUUAGAGAAAAUACAAACAAAACGCAACUGGGUAGUCGAAGCAUCGAUCAGUAGUGAACAGACAACAACUUGAACAGACAAUGGUUAGAAACAAUGUGUCCCUGUUUCUGAUGUUCCUUCUUCCAAGUAGUACUCUUCUACAAAGAGGUUGCGACAGCAGCACGUCUAUUGUUGAACUUGAGGUGUUGAUAGAAGUUCGUAGUGCAUUGAGUACAUUAAACGAGCGCAUGAAUUAUCUGCAGGAUAAAGUAGAAGACAUGGCAACAAGUUUACAAAAUAAACUGACUACAGUCGACUCAAAAGUUGAAAAAAAUAUCAAAGCAGUGACAGAAAAUAUAAAAUCACUUCAAACUGAAUAUCAAAAAGUCAACAAAGUUGUCGAAAAUAAAUUUAAUAUGCAGGAUUCUGAGUCCAAUAGUGGCAUUAAAGAAGAGUUAAAGCAAGUGAAAGAUUUAAUAACGAACCAAAUCGAAAAGCAAACGCUGCACGGGAAGCUCAACGACAUUAAAGAUAAAUUACUAAACGUUGAAAAGCAGUUGAAUAACAAACGAACUCUGGAUGAAGAAGUUCACUUCUUUAAAAGUCAAUUGAAAGACAAGACAGAUAAUUUCACCAUCGAAAUCCAUGAGUGUAAACAUUUACCAGGAGACUGCAAAGACGUCCAAGAAAGAGGUUACAAGGAAUCUGGAAUUUAUCGCAUUCAGCCUAGACUAUCCAAUGAUUCUUUUUUGGUUUGGUGCGAUAUGAUGACACGAGGUGGUGGAUGGGUUUCAGUUUUAAAGAGAGUUGAUGGAUCCCAAGACUUCUAUUUAAAUUGGAAUGAGUACAAAAACGGGUUUGGAUCUCUCCCAGGGGAACAUUGGGUAGGUCUGGAUCACUUAUCCGAGUUAACGAAUAGCCAACGCAAUGAACUGUUAGUUGAACUGGUCGAUUGGGACUUGAAGAACGUUUCCGCUCUUUACGAUUCUUUUAUAGUUGGGAAUGAAUCUACGGGGUAUGUUUUAGAGAGUCUGGGUGACUACACUGGCGAUGCUGGAGACUCAAUGGCAAAUCAUCUUGGUAAAAAAUUUAGUACUCUCGAUCGAGAUCAAGAUGAGAAUGCCGACAAGGAAUCAUGCUCCGUUUUUUUUCAAGCUGGAUGGUGGUUUAAGAACUGUUACUUCACGCUUUUAACCGGACGCUACGUUAAGCCCAAACCAGGUGUUAAUUAUCAGUAUAAAUCUACUAUAAAGUGGAAGGAUUUUCAUGGAUAUAACUACAGCCUUAAGGCAGCAACUAUGCUGAUUAGACCAAUAUAUGUAUAAUUAUAAAUUAGAUAAAAAAAAAUAAUAAUGGACAGUUACGUCCUUUUUACUACUUAGUACAUACUAUGAAGGAAUUGACGAGUUUGUCCAAAAAACUAUUUAUAUUUUAUUCUCCCUGAUGAGGAAACGAGGGGGUUUCCAUUUAAAUAAUUUUAUAGACUUAUUAAUUUUAUACAAUCAUUGACUUUUUAAACUUUGCUUAAAUCUUAAUACCUUUUUAUAUUACGUCUACUAAACUCCAAAGAAAUGGUAAAUUAGGACAAUGAAGACAAUAAUAAAAAAUACAAAAUAAGUUAUUUAUUUAUAAUUUGUAAAGAAAUUUCACGCAACAUGUAAUAUAAAACAUUACACAAUAAUAUAUACAAAAACGUCCCUUAGAGAUUCAAUUUUAUACAAUUACUCAGUAAUUAUGCCAGCCUCAGCCCACUCAACCAAUGAGAUCAAAAUAAAUAAUUGCAUCCAAA